Messenger RNA from Drechmeria coniospora, 2769 nucleotides. Its product is annotated as potassium transporter. Gene Ontology annotation, biological process: intracellular potassium ion homeostasis; potassium ion import across plasma membrane. Bases 1 to 2769 code for a protein of 922 amino acids. NCBI's taxonomy places the organism in Eukaryota, Fungi, Ascomycota, Sordariomycetes, Hypocreales, Ophiocordycipitaceae. Gene Ontology annotation, molecular function: high-affinity potassium ion transmembrane transporter activity. Gene Ontology annotation, cellular component: plasma membrane. The record is from RefSeq and is a predicted model, not a curated record. The transcript is spliced from 3 exons.
AUGUUGGAGGGAACGCGCAGCUAUAUUUGGGCGCAGCUCAAGGCUGCGAGACCCUCAUUCCUCUCGAAGAAGCCCCAUUUCGACUUCAUCUCGGCUCACUACUUUUGGAUCAUUGGCGCCACCAUCGUCGCCUCCAUUGCCAUAUAUGGCUCCGGUAGGGGCAGCCUAGCCUACAUCGAUGCUCUCAUGUUUGCCAGCGGAGCCAAUACCCAAGCCGGCCUGAAUCCCGUCGACGUCAACAAGCUCAACGGAUUCCAGCAGGGCAUGAUCUACACCUUUGCCAUGCUCUCCAACCCCAUCACCCUACAUGCCUGCGUCGUCUUCCUCCGCCUCUACUGGUUCGAGAAGCGCUUCCAGAGCUGGGUCCGGGAGGUGCGCCACCGACGUCCCACCUUUACCAAGUCCAAGUCCCAGGCCCGCGGGGACGUGGAGCGGGCGCCGCCCGCCCAGGGGGUCAAUGGCCGAAACAUCACCGUCAUGCCGCAGAAUGGCCGCGUUCCGAGGCUCACCAACGACGGCAUCCUGCUCGACGACGCCGCCGGAGCGAGCACCGUCGCGCCGCUGCCAAAAAGUGACCAGAGCGAUACGACGACGACGACGGUGACGGACGAGAAGCACGACGCCGCCGGAGCCGGUCCCUUGGACUAUUCCGUCCGAGGCGCCCUGCAGGAUGAGCAGGUGCUCGAGGGGAAAGCCGUCGACGACGACAACGGCAACAACGUGGGCCAGGUGGCCAUCUCCUUCGCCGACACCGUCAAGCGGAGCGACGGCAUGGGCGAGGACAUGCUCAAGAUGCCUCAGCACCGAUCCCACGCCGAGCACAUCGCCAUUCUCGAGCGCCAACGCCAGGACGACAACGAAGUGCUUCGCAUCCCCGGACCCCGAGAUGCGGAACGAGGCUUGGUGCCCAGACGGCUCGGUGCCGAUGAUGCCAAGGACGACGACGACAUAACCGUUGGCAGGAUUAGGACGGGCGACUCGCAGAGCAACAUGCCCGGUCGCCACCCGACAAUCACCAUCGCCGAGCCCGAGAAGCGUCGAAAGGAGGAGCAGCCGGACGACGCCAAGCCUGCGACGGGCGGUGGCGCGCUCGACAACCUCCGCUUUCGCAAGCGCCGCAUUUCCAUCUCCGAACAGCGGCCGAAUCACGACGACGACGGUGAGGAUCAUCCGAGGCCCGUCAGGACGCGCACCCUCGACAACAUCAGGUCUGUCCUGUCGCGGGACAAGACCGACGACAUGCCCUACCUCUCCUACACGCCCACCAUGGGCCGAAACUCCAACUUCGUUGGCUUGACCCUCGAGCAGCGCGACGAACUCGGCGGCAUCGAGUACCGGUCGCUCAGGACGCUGGCCAUCAUCCUUCUCGUGUACUUCUGGGGCUUUCAGCUCCUCAUCCUCUCCUGUCUGCUGCCCUACAUCCUGAACAACGACUUUUACGGCAAGAUUGUCGAGGACUCGGGCGCAUCGAGAACCUGGUGGGGUUUCUUCACCUCCAACGUCGCCUUCAUGGAUGUUGGCUUCACCCUCACCUCCGACAGCAUGAUUUCCUUCCAGAGAUCCGAGUUUGUUCUGAUGAUCAUGUGGAUCUUCAUCAUCAUCGGAAACACCGGCUUUCCCGUCAUGCUGCGCUUUCUCAUCUGGGCCUCGGCAAAGUUGGUGCCCAAGGGGUCCGGCCUUUGGGAGGAGCUGCGAUUCCUCCUGGACCACCCUCGUCGGUGCUUCACCCUCCUCUUUCCCUCCGGUCCCAACUGGUGGCUCUUUUGGAUUCUCGUCUUUCUCAACGUCCUCGACCUCGUCUUCUUCCUCGUGCUCGACCUCGGCUCAGAACCCAUCGCCAGGGUUCCUCUGCACAACCGCGUCGUCAUCGGCUUGUUCCAAGCCGCAUCCACAAGGACGGCCGGCUUUUCUGCCGUCAACCUGGCCGAGCUGAACCCCGCGAUGCCCGUUCUGUACAUGAUCAUGAUGUACAUCUCCGUCUUCCCCAUCGCCAUUUCCAUUCGAAGAACCAACGUGUACGAGGAAAAGUCGCUCGGCGUGUACCACGACCCUGGUGUCGACGAGGACCCUGACGCACCGGCCAUGAACUACGUCGGAAGCCAUUUGCGCCGCCAGCUCUCCUUCGACCUGUGGUACGUCUUCCUCGGCUUCUUCAUCCUCACCAUCACCGAGGCUGGCCAGAUCCAGGCGGGAAAGUUCGACUCCUUCGCAGUCCUUUUCGAGGUUGUCAGUGCCUAUGGCACCGUGGGCCUGAGCAUGGGUGCCGUCGGCAUCAACGCGUCGCUCUGCUCCCAAUUCUCCGUCCUCGGCAAGCUAGUCAUCAUCGCCAUGCAGAUCCGUGGCCGGCACCGCGGUCUCCCCUACGGCCUCGACCGUGCCGUCCUCUUGCCCAGUGAAUCCCGCUUCCAGAAGGAGGCUGAAGAGGCCGAGGCAGCCGCCCUUGCCCGCGUCAACUCCGGCAUUUCGAGUGCCACGGCCACAGGCUUGCAACGCCAGGGCACUCGCGCGACCGUUCACAGCAGCAGCAAGGGCCGCGAUCGGGCGAACAGCAACCUCAUAACCCAGUUCCUGCAUCCGGGACCUGUCGUGCAUCGUGAAACGACGACGCACCACAGAACGACCUCGGGCUCGAUCGACUCUCGCAGACUAUCACUGGUGUCGAGGACCAACACGGAUCCUGGUAUUGAGAAUCACACGGACGAGCAGACGGCCGGGUCACCCUCAACGCCCCACAAACCGAAGAAGACACAGACAUUGCCCAUAUUUUAG